This is a messenger RNA of Gongylonema pulchrum, 588 nucleotides long. The record is from the annotation of a GenBank genome assembly. NCBI's taxonomy places the organism in Eukaryota, Metazoa, Nematoda, Chromadorea, Rhabditida, Gongylonematidae.
AUGAAAAUACCAUUAUUUUCUACGAUACAGGCUUAUUAUUUUGGUUCUUUUUCCAGCGAUAUUGAUGAAUUUCGCCUCGCAUUUCAACAAGGUUGUCCGAAAUUCCUGUCGCCAACAACCGUAGUUUAUGAAGGCACCAAUCAAGCAAAAGAACCACUAAUCCGCCAGUGCAAUGCUUUUUUGGAGGGAAUUGAAUCGCAAAUUAUGCUUCCAAUUUUGCGAGGCUAUUUGAAACUGUAUACAACGCUACCAACGCGGAAACUUGCUAGCUUCAUGGACGUUAGUGAUGCCGAUUAUGACACAUUUGUUGGGAAAUUAUUAACGUUUAAAAUGAUUGUCAAUGAGCUGGGCAAAGAAACGGCUGAGCGAAGCGAAAUUGAUGAUUCGACAACCGAUCUUGAUUUUUAUGUUGAUAAGGAUAUGAUAAUUAUUGCGGAUACGAAAGUUGCACGCCGAAUUGGUGAAUAUUUUAUCAAACACAUCCAGAAAUUACAGGAGGUUUUUUUUAGUUUGUUUAUCGAAAUCGAACGUAUUUCCUGUUUUGUUAUGUAUUUGGAAAGAAGGAGUGACCAGGGUCCAGUUUUGUGA